CAGUAAAGUACAGUUACAGUACAGUUACAACCCGUAAAAACCCUGUCCAAUGGAAGUGCCCGAUCCCUUAACUCCUCCGUUGAGAUUUAAUGUAGUACAAGAAAACUUAUACCGAGGAGCAUAUCCCCGAGAGAUAAAUUUCAAGUUUCUUAAAUCACUUCAACUUGAAACUAUAAUAAGUUUAACACCUGAACCGAUAACUCCCGAAACAGAUAUUAAAUUAUAUGAAUUUGCUAUAAAGAAUAAUAUACGACUUAUCCAUUUAGAAUGUAGUCAAUCAGGAAAGGGGAAGAAACGUGGAGUACCAAUGGGGUAUACUACAGUACUUGAAGCAUUAGAUUAUGUUAUACAUAAAAAUCAUUAUCCUAUAUAUAUUCAUUGUUUAAAUGGAGGUCAAGUGACUAGUUUAGUAAUUGCUUGUUUAAGAAAAUUACAAUUUUGGUCAUUAAUAUCAAUAUUUAAUGAAUUCAUUAAUUUUACUACGAGUAUUACUGUUAAUGAUAGAAAUUUUGUAGAAGGAUUUAAGGGACAAAUAAAUAUUAAUCCGGAUAAUAAAGUUGAUUGGUUAUGGGUGGGGAUGAGUAAGGGAGUUAUAGAGAAUCAUCCUAAGAUAAAAGUUACGGAGAUCUAAGGAGUGUGAGUGUUACAGGUAAGUGUUACAGAAAUGUGUGAGUUACAGAAAUGUGUACAAUCUGUGAGUGUACAAUCUG
Molecule: messenger RNA, 710 nt
Organism: Scheffersomyces amazonensis
Lineage: Eukaryota; Fungi; Ascomycota; Pichiomycetes; Serinales; Debaryomycetaceae
Gene: OCA6
Product: protein-tyrosine-phosphatase
Exons: 1
Coding region: 50-631 (193 amino acids)
Molecular function (GO): phosphatase activity
Source: RefSeq, a predicted model, not a curated record